CUCCCCCGCGCCCGCUCCAUUCCUCGCGCCCUGAAGCCACCACGCUGCCGCGCUGCUCCCUCCGCCGCGCCCCGAAGCCACCGGACCGCUCCCCUCCUACUCCUCCGUGCUGCUCCCCUCCUCCUCCGUGCCGUUCCACCGUGCCGUGCCCUCCGCCGCCACUCUGCUCCGACCGAGCAGUGGAAAGGAGAUGGAAGACAGGUCGAUCCCAAAUCUACGGUAUGCACAUCCAAACAAGAAUUGAUAUUUGACUCUAGUUGAAUUCAAUCUAGCAAUUAUAUCUACAUCCAAACGAUAGAUUUGGUAUUGAAUAUAUUUAAAUGCCUAGGCUGUUUUGGUAUUGGAUUCAAUUCAAUGCCAAGUCUUUCAAUGUCGACAUCCAAACGGACCAGUUUCAUGUUAUAUCUUAGAAAUAUCAAUAGUAUCCGUAUCAAUAGUAUCCGCACCCACGUCCUCACCACCCGCCGCAGCCGCAGCCGCGGCCAGCGGCACGACCGAUGCGCACGCGGACAACCGCCAUGACUCUCAUUGAAUCCAAGCAGCCGGCUCCUCACUGGUUCCGCGAGGGGGACGUGGGGAAAGGGAGCCUCGCCCCAAAUUUAGCCGGGCCGGCGCAUGGGACUUCCGGGCCACGACGACAAUGGCAGUUGCUAGCCUCCAUCCGGAACCGCCAGGGCGCCAUUCGCGGCUCGACGGUGCCCUGGCAUUUCAAUCGUCCCUGUGUUCCCCUCCCCUUUGUUUUGUUGCCUCUCAGACAAGCAUCGGCGAGGUGGGCGGGGAGCACGGUCGGCGAACCUGUCGAGGUCAUGAAGAGAUUCAGGGGGGCUUGCUCUUUCUCCACCUGGUUUGCCUCUGAUGAAAUUUAACUAAUAGAAUACCAUGGAGAGACUUGAGGUCGACGGGGACUUUAUUGCUGCUGGCAAUUGGAAGCUACAUGGAGCACUGUGCAACCAACUUUACACGGUAGUCCAUGAAGUUUUGGAUGCCAUUCCUUCCCUUGAGACUACAAGACCAAGAAGCAGUUCUCGACUCCUGGCAUUGAGUUCCUUGAGAAUAGCUGCUGAGAAAGCCAAGAAUUUACUGCAGUAUUGCUCAGAGAGUAGCAAGCUUUACUUGGCUGCUACAGCAGAAUCUGUUCUAAUAAAAUUUGAGAAUUCAAGACAAGCACUUUUGGAAAGUCUUCACCAAGUGGAAGAUACUAUUCCAGAAGCCAUCGGUUCUAAGAUCACUCAGAUUGCACAAGAGCUGGAUAAAGUUGUUUUUGCUUUGGACCAGUCUGAAAAGCAAAUCGGUGACGAAGUGAAUCAUCUAAUCCAGAAUGAAUCAAAACUCAAUGGAUUCCUAGAUGAGAAUGAACUUGAAUUUUUCCGUCAAACUGCUUUCCGGGCCGGUAUUGCAUCAUCUACAGCAGCUCUUAGUGAAAGAAGAGCACUUAGGAAGCUGCUUGAGAGAGCCCAUGCAGAGGAGGACUUGAAAAAGGAAUCAAUUGCGGCCUACCUACUUCACCUCAUGAGGAAAUACCAGAACAUAUUUAAGAGUGAAAUAACAGAUAGCACCAACUCCCAGUGCUCAAGCCCUUCUUGUUCCUCCAACUCACUGUCCAGCUCGAUCGGUCUCCAUCGUUCACUGUCUAGCUCGGUUGAUCUCCAUGGAAAUUGUCAGGCACUUGAGAGACAACUUCCAAGGGUUGGUUCCUUCAAUUUGAAACAGAUUAAAGGGUUAUCAGGGAGCAUGCCAUUGCCAGCUGAGGAAUUGAGGUGCCCGAUCUCCUUGCAGCUCAUGUAUGAUCCUGUUGUUAUUGCAUCUGGUCAAACAUAUGAACGAGCUUGUAUUGAGAAAUGGUUUGACAGUGGGAACACUACCUGCCCGAAAACCCGCAAACAGUUGCCCCACCUCUCGAUGACACCCAAUUACUGCAUUAAGGGUCUGAUAGCAUCUUGGUGUGAACAGAAUGGGGUUCUAGUUCCCUCUGCACCGCCUGAAUCUCCCAAGCUAAAAUAUUUGAGGAUUUCAUCCCUGAAUAGUAGCACAUGUCUCGUAACUAAUGGUGUUAACACGGUUUUGUUUCAAGACACAAGUGCAAAGGAUGACGCCAAGUCAGACAUUGCAGUUAUUGUGGAGAAAUUCUCUCGACAGAACUCCAGUGAAGCCACAUCCAAGAUUCACGUAGAUGAAGUCUCUCCAGAGAAGUGCUCUCAUGAGAACUCCGGCGAGGCCACAUCUGAGAUAUGUGAAAUUGAGGACUCUCUGAUGAAAUGCUCUCAUCAGAACUCCAAAGAGACUGUGCCUGAGAUAUGUGAAGAGUGGCUGCAUGUGUUGAACAAGAACAGCAGUGAUAAUACAAAUGAGCAACAUAAGCUGGUUGAGCAGAUCAGGCUGCUGUUGAAGAAUGACGAUGAACUUAGAGACUAUGCUGGUGCUAAUGGAAUUACCGAACCACUUAUCCAUUUUCUGAAGAUGGCUAUCUUUAGAGAAGAUGUGCAAGCUCAGGAGGUUUGUACAAUGGCUCUGUUCAAUCUUGCUGUCAACAACAACAGGAACAAGAGACAGCUGCUCUCAGCUGGAGUAAUCCCCCUGAUCGAGCAGAUGAUACAGAAACCUGAAACAUGCGAGGCUGCCAUUGCAAUGUACCUGAACCUCUCCUGCAUCUCCGAGGCCCAGGCGAUCAUCGGUUCGAGCGAUGCCAUCCCUUUCCUCAUCGAAGGCCUGAGGGAAGACGUCUCCCGGAGCGACACUUGCCGCCUGGACGCGCUUCUCACUCUGUACAACCUCUCCCUGCACGCGCCGAACGUCCCAGUCCUCAUGACCGCCGGCAUCAUCGAGAGCCUCCUCAGCGUGCUGGCGCCGCCCUCCUCGUGGACGGACAAGGCCCUCGCCGUGCUGCUGAACCUGGCGCUCACCCGCGUCGGCAAGAUGGAGAUCGCUGCCAACGCGGCGAUGGUGGGCGCCAUCGUGCUCAUCCUGGACAACGGCGAGCCCGUCGAGAUGGAGAAGGCCGUGUCGUGCCUGUACGUGAUCUGCAGCGGCGACGAGGGCAGCAGCCAGACGGUGCUCCAGGAGGGCGUGAUCCCGGCGCUGGUGUCCGUGACGGCCAACGGCACGGCCCGGGCCCGCGACAAGGCGCAGCGUCUGCUGAGGCUGUUCCGGGAGCAGCGGCAGCGGGAGCUGGAGGAGAUGCAGCCGCGGGUGCAGCUGCACGAGGUGGCGAGCCAGGCGGCGGCCGCGCAGCAGCAGCAGCAGCAGCAGCAGGCGGAGGAGGAGGAGAUGGUGCUGGCCGUGACGCCGGCCGCGGCCAGCAAGGCGAGCGGCGGCAAGAGGCCGCGGCUGCGCAGGUCGGGGUCGAGGAGGUUCACCAAGGCCUUCACCUGCCUGCUCAAGAAGUGGAGCUUCCGCUGGGGGGGGGGAUCUGCAUCUCGGCCGGUGUAACUGUAAAGUGUAUGUACUCUAACCAUAGCACCAUGGUGGCAUGGUGAUUUCUCCCUGACGAAGGAUCGUGUUCGUCUGACACAGUAUAACACAGAUGCCCUAUUGCCCUGGUACCUUCACUAGCUGCACAGCUGCUGUGAUACGAGUAAACGAGGGGCUCCUAACGAGCUGCUGCGAUUGGUCAGCUACACGUAAAAGUCUAAACUGAUGGCGGUUCAGUCAGUCAUGUAAGCAUGGACAGCUAUGCACCUGGAGCUAGAACUGGACGAUCUAGGCUGUUGAUACAAAAAUGAUUUCAACACCAUUUGAGGAGGGAAAUGUGCGAGGUAAAAUUGGUCACGCGAAGCUCACUUCUGCCUGAUUCA
Panicum virgatum (switchgrass) is the source of this 3791-nucleotide messenger RNA. RefSeq names its product U-box domain-containing protein 6-like. Gene Ontology annotation, cellular component: nucleus; cytoplasm. Lineage: Eukaryota; Viridiplantae; Streptophyta; Magnoliopsida; Poales; Poaceae. Gene Ontology annotation, biological process: protein ubiquitination. The coding region runs from base 880 to 3426 and encodes 848 amino acids. The transcript has 6 exons. The record is from RefSeq and is a predicted model, not a curated record. Gene Ontology annotation, molecular function: protein binding; ubiquitin-protein transferase activity.